CGACCAAUCAGAUUCGUGAGGGGUAGCAUUUUGAAAUCGUUGGCGGCUGAGGAAGUUUUUAAUAGUAAAGCCUGGGCUUUCUUCGCUAAAACGUUCAUAAUACAGUUCUUCAGUACGAUGCAGAAUAAGGAAAACUAUGAGCCCAGGGGUUUUCAGAGACCGUUCACAACCCCUAGUAUGGUGGCAGGCCCACAGCGUGUUCAGGUGAAGCCACGAGCAGAGAUGGACAGAAGUGCCAUCACAGGCCCUGGGAGAGAGUGUGUUGGGUCAUCCUCCAGUUCAGCAUCAAAGAAAAUCACUAUCGAUGACUUUGACAUUGGUCGUCCACUGGGGAAGGGCAAAUUUGGUAAUGUCUACCUCGCAAGGGUGAAGAAGCUGCAAUCCGUCGUGGCACUGAAGGUGUUGUUCAAGUCACAGAUGGAAAAGGAGUGUGUGGAGCAUCAACUCAGGAGGGAGAUUGAGAUUCAGGCACAUCUCAAGCACCCCAACAUUUUACGCUUCUACAAUUAUUUCCAUGACCGAAAGAGGGUGUUUUUGGUGCUUGAGUACGCCCCACGUGGUGAAAUGUACAAGGAGCUGCAGAGAUGUGGAAGAUUUGAUGAAAAUCGUACUGCCACGUACAUGGAGGAGAUAUCCGAUGCACUGCUGUACUGCCAUGAGAGGAAAGUGAUUCAUCGAGACAUCAAACCAGAGAAUCUGCUUCUCGGCUAUCGUGGAGAGCUGAAAAUUGCUGAUUUUGGUUGGUCUGUCCAUGCACCUUCUCUAAGACGUCGUACAAUGUGCGGGACACUGGAUUACCUCCCUCCAGAGAUGAUUGAGGGUCACACUCACACUGAGAAGGUCGACCUGUGGUGCAUCGGGGUCCUCUGCUAUGAAUGCUUGGUCGGCAACCCACCUUUUGAAACUGCCAGCCAUUCAGAAACAUACAAAAGAAUUAUGAAGGUGGAUUUAAAGUUCCCUAGAAACAUCUCGGAUGGUGCAAAGGACCUGAUCUCCAAGCUGCUCCGCCACAACCCCAUCGAUCGUCUCUCACUACAGUGUGUCAUUGACCACCCGUGGGUACGCGCCAACUCCCGCAGAGUCCUACCCCCCAUCUGCCCCACCAAUAAAUCCUGAGCCUGCCUGUGUACCUCCUACUGUGGGGGUGCUUUAUCUGUCCUUCACAACAGACUCUGGACCAGCAUGUUUUGGUUCCACUGCCAUGGGCUUUAAACUGCCAUUAUUCUGGCACAUUUUAUGAUGGGUAUAAAUGCAUACCAACUUUUUUUAUAUUGUACAGUGUGAUAUCACUAUGUCUAUGUGAUGUAUGUUGUCUAGAGGUGUUUUGUGUUUUUAUUGUCAUUCCCUUUUCUAAAACUUUUAAAAAUGGACCCAGCUAUAUUUUGGAUUUCUGUAUCUGACGGUGUUGACACCAAAGUACUACUGUUAGACUGCCUCAAGCUGUGUAUAUUCUCAAAUAGUUUAAGAUGAGGUGUUGGGAUGGAAAGCAUGUUUUAUUUUGCCUCAAGCUACACUUUAAAUUUCUAAUAAAUAUCAUACAAGGA
Messenger RNA from Micropterus dolomieu (smallmouth bass), 1544 nucleotides. RefSeq names its product aurora kinase B (gene aurkb). Gene Ontology annotation, cellular component: chromosome passenger complex; spindle pole centrosome; spindle midzone. Bases 118 to 1116 code for a protein of 332 amino acids. The record is from RefSeq and is a predicted model, not a curated record. Gene Ontology annotation, biological process: protein phosphorylation; regulation of cytokinesis; mitotic spindle organization. Gene Ontology annotation, molecular function: protein kinase activity; ATP binding. The transcript has 9 exons. NCBI's taxonomy places the organism in Eukaryota, Metazoa, Chordata, Actinopteri, Centrarchiformes, Centrarchidae.